This is a messenger RNA of Aspergillus saccharolyticus JOP 1030-1, 1584 nucleotides long. Its product is annotated as cytochrome P450. The record is from RefSeq and is a predicted model, not a curated record. Bases 1 to 1584 code for a protein of 527 amino acids. Gene Ontology annotation, molecular function: oxidoreductase activity, acting on paired donors, with incorporation or reduction of molecular oxygen; monooxygenase activity; heme binding. Lineage: Eukaryota; Fungi; Ascomycota; Eurotiomycetes; Eurotiales; Aspergillaceae. The transcript is spliced from 7 exons.
AUGCUUCACCUACUUGAAAUUGUCGCCACGCUCGUUGGCGCGUACCUAAUCAAAGUCAUUCUGACCCACAGGAAGCUCCCAGCACCACUUCCUCCGGGGCCCAGACGGAAGCCCCUCAUUGGAAAUCUACUCGACCUUCCUCCCUCUGGCGGACUGGACUGGGUACACUGGCAUAAAUUCAAGGAGCAAUAUGGCCCAAUCAGCUCCACCAGAGUCCUUGGAGAGACAUUUAUCAUUAUCAAUGAGGCGCAGAUCGCCGUGGAAUUGCUGGAGAAGCGCUCAGCCAUACAUUCCAGCAGGCCGCAGGGACAAUUCAAUCAUAUGUCCGGCUACAGUGAUGUUACCAGUGCCAUGGCAUACACAGACACGCUGAAGGUCCAUCGAAAGCUGUUGCACAAACAAGUCGGAUCCGUGAACUCUGUCGCUCGCUUCAAUAGGGUCCAGGAGGCCGAGGUAGGGCGCUUCAUGCUGCGGUCGCUCGACGCACCGCAGGAUUUGAUUGCUCAUAUCCGGAAGUUGGCUGGGGGUGUUAUCCUGAAAGUCGCAUAUGGCUACAACGUUGAACGAGACGGAAGGGAUCCUUUCGUUGAGAUUGCGAAUGAUAGCGUAGACAAGUUUGGCAAAUCUGUUACUCCAGGCAUGUGGCUGGUCGACUUCAUUCCUGCUCUCAAAUACAUACCAGCUUGGCUUCCUGGGGGUGGGUUUCACCAGACGGCGAAAGAGUUCCGCGUGGCUGCGGACACCAUAAGUGCCAAGCCCUAUGCCUUCGUUCUCGACCAGAUGUCACGCAAUGCUCACGUGCCAUCGUUUCUAUCCGAGCUGUUUGAACGAAACGGCAUCCCCGAGCCCGGGACCGAGCAAGAGACGACAUUCAAGUGGUCUGCAGCGACAUUGUAUGGAGCAGGAUCUGACACAACUGUCUCCACUCUAGGGAGCUUCUUCCUCGCCCUAGCCUUGUUUCCAGAAGUACAAAAGAAAGCACAGGAGGAGAUAGACCGAGUGGUGGGCACAGAUCGUCUCCCCGUGUCCGCUGACCGCGAAAACCUUCCAUACAUCCAGGCUGUAGUGAAGGAAGCCUUCCGCUGGCAUCCAGUCGUGCCAAUGGGCCUCGUGCAUCAGUCGACUGAGGAGGAUACAUGGGGUGGAUAUUACAUCCCUAAGGGGUCUCAGAUUCUGCCCAACAUCUGGGCCUUCUUGCAUGAUCCAGCCACCUAUCCCGACCCAGGCGCUUUCAAACCCGAGCGAUUUCUUGAAACCGAAGACCACCGUCCGGAGCGUGACCCGCAUUUCCUAGCAUUUGGAUUCGGGCGACGCGUGUGCCCUGGGCGAACUAUCGCAGAUGCAACCGCUUAUAUUACUAUAGCGCAGUCUCUAGCCGUGUUCAACUUCGCGAAGCCCAUCAGAGACGGCAAAGAAGUUGAGCUGAAGCCGGCAUUUCUGCCCGGAGUGAUCAGUCACCCGGCACCGUACGAGAUUAGCAUCAAGCCUAGAAAAAAACAGCAUGAGGCACUUAUCCGGGCAGUGGAGACAAAGUACCGGUGGGAAAAGAGUCAUGCGGAGGAGUUGAAUCGGGUAGCUUCUUAG